Messenger RNA from Hevea brasiliensis (rubber tree), 1815 nucleotides. RefSeq lists its product as uncharacterized. The record is from RefSeq and is a predicted model, not a curated record. NCBI's taxonomy places the organism in Eukaryota, Viridiplantae, Streptophyta, Magnoliopsida, Malpighiales, Euphorbiaceae. The transcript has a single exon. Bases 1 to 1815 code for a protein of 604 amino acids.
AUGGCUCGCACCAAACGAAAACAAAAAUCCCCUGUUGUUGCCGUUGCUUCAUCUUCCUCGUCAGCCUCCGACGAUGUCCCUGUUGCGGCAUUGCGGAAGAAACUGAAAGGACAGCAAAACGUGUCGAAAUCAAAAUCAGUUAGUGAGUCUUCUCACUCGUCCAAGGGUGUCGAAUCCUCUAAAUCGACGCCAGAAAAGAAGAAGACGAUACUGAAGCAAGGGACGGAUGCUCAAAAGAAAAUGGGUAUCGCAAAGCUUUCGGGUUCAGUGGAUAAAGCACUGUUGGAUUGCAAAUUCAUCAAAUGGGAGAACUUUAAUCAGGUAAACUUUCACUUUAAAGAGCUUUUUGAAUUUCAAGGUUGGUUGGGUGUCUGUGAAUGCGCAAAUGAAUAUUACCCUAGGCUUGUACAAGAAUUUUAUAGAACCUUGCGCACUGUUGAUGAUGAGGAUCGAUUUGAAGUAAUUUUGAACACAAAUACAUAUAGUGUCUCUGUUGAAUUGAUAGCCACGGCUUUAAAUUUGCCCAAUGAUGGAAAUAGAAUUUCCACACAUAAGGAUGUUGCUAGAGUAGCAGGUUUUAAUCUGGUUGAGUUUGAGAAUGAGGUAUUUCCUGCUAGCACUGCCAAAAAUGAGAAAUCCACCAGUACCAAAGCCCUCCAGCAUAUCAAAAUUAUUCACAGUAUGGUAAACUAUGUGUUCUGUCCGAAAUCUGGCAGUUAUGGCUAUCUAAGUCACUUGGACAUGUGUAUUAUGUGGCACAUUGUGAGUAAAGUUAGGUUAAAUUUAGCCUACUUAAUUUUCAAAAACAUGUGCAAGGCCUAUGGAAUUGGUAAACUGCCCUAUGCACACUUGUUGACUGCUGUGUUUAAAGAGCUAGAGGUGAAUGUCACUAAGGAAAGCUCUAGGGCUGACUUGAUAGUGCUUAGAGAAAUACAUUCAGACACUGAUGGGAGAAAGACCAGAUUUGAAAAGGGUAGUUCCUUCACUGCUAAAGUUGAUUCUGGUUCUGCUAAUGAAGUUUUGAAUGAAAUUCAAGGGCUAAGAGCUGCUGUUAAUGACCAUUUUAGCUCAACAACUCAAUCUCUUGAUAUUCUCAGAAAAUUUGUAGAUGUUGUUGACUAUAAAGUGAGUCACCUACUCACUCAAAAUGAGGAGUUAAAGAAGUUGAUCAUGGUCCUUCAGCAGGCCAAGGACAUUGCAGCUCCAACUAAAGUUGAGGCUGCCACUCAGGUUUCUACUGAUAAGGGAGAAAGCAGCAAGGUUGAAGAGCCUCCUGAAAGUGAUCAAGUUGCUGAAGCUGAACUUCAACCUGUGGUAGAUGCCCAUGAUGAGCAUGCUCCUGACCAUGAUGCACCUAAGCUUGAUCCUACAGCUGAUGUACCCACUGCCCUUGAUGAUCCCAAGGUUGUAGAAGCUGAAAGUGAGUUACCCACAGAAGGUGAAAAGGUUCCAGAUUCUGAACCCAUUGAGCCUGCUGCUCCACUAGCUGAACCUCCUCCUGCUCCACUAGUUGAGCCUGCUGCUGUUCCUACACAGCACCAGGAACCUUCCCUUAAAGACCACCAAGCUAGUGCUCAAACUCAGCUAUCUGCAGCUGCUGUCCCUGCAGCCAAGAAAGGUAAGAAAAGGUACAAGUCCACCAUGUCCAAUCCCUAUCAGACCUUGGCAGCUGCUCUUGAACCACCUUCUGAAGAUGAUGAGGCCGAGCCAGAUGAUCAAGUGGCUGACCAACCACCUCCGGCCCCUGUUAUUAAACUGCCUAGGAAGAAAAUGGUGCCUUCAAAAUCCACUCGCAGGAGUAAAAGACUUAAAUAG